AUGAAGACAUGGGCAUUUUUAAUAGUUCUCUCGGUGGUUCUUCUUAUUUUCCUCUUCCUGAAACAACAAUGGAUGCGCAGACACUACCCCCCUGGACCUCUGGCUCUUCCUAUCAUCGGGAGUCUGUGGCGGAUCGGGACAAGCCUUCAUACAGAUACUCUGAUACAGUUGGCAAAACAAUAUGGAAAUAUUUACACUCUGUGGCUGGGACAUAUGCCUGUCGUAGUCCUCUCAGGCUUCCAAGCUGUGAAAGAAGGACUGGUGGACCAUUCGGAAGAAUUUUCUGAGCGACCAUCGACUCCUUUCCUUAAAGUUAUAGGAAAAGAAAAGGGUAUCGUCGGUUCCAACGGCCACAUCUGGAAGGAGCAGAGACAUUUCGCUUUGGUUACUCUGCGGAAGAUGGGACUGGGGAAGAAAGGCAUGGAGCAUCAAAUAGAAGAGGAAGCCCAGCAGCUGGUGGAGACUUUCGCACGUGCAAAGGGUCAGCCCUUUGAUCCUUUCUUGCCCAUCGUCAAUUCUGUCUCGAACAUCAUAUGCGCCCUGACCUUUGGACACCGUUUUUCUCUUGAAGACGAAAGCUUCCAGAAACUGGCUGAAGCUGUUGAUAACACUUUGAAAUUUCUCAGUAGCUUUUUUCAUAUCCUGUAUGAAAUGUUCCCAUGGCUCAUGAAACAUCUCCCAGGACCUCAUCAGAAGGCCUUGUCCGAUAUGAAGGUAACACUUUCCUUUGCAAGGAAGGAAAUCGAGAAGCAUAAGGAGCAACAGUCCCUGCACGACCCCCAGGAUUUCAUUGACUUCUAUCUCCUUGAGAUGGAAAAACACCAGAGCAAGGAUGACCCUGACUCUGCCUUUAACGAAGAAAACCUGGCUCAAUGUAUCCAUGACUUCUUUUUCGCUGGAACAGAAACGACUGCUGUUUCUCUGAGAUGGGCACUGCUCCUUCUGACAAGAUACCCAGAAAUCCAAGCUAAAGUCCACAAGGAGAUAGAAGAUGUUUUGAGUUCUUCUCAGAUAAUCUCCUAUCGAGAUUUAAAGAGACUCCCUUACACGAACGCUGUGAUUCAUGAGAUGCAGAGGGUCAAAUACGUCUUAAUUCUUGGGGUCCCGAGACAAUGUGCGCAGGAUGUGCACAUGGGUGGUUUCGUCAUUCCCAAGGGAACUCUGAUUGUACCCAAUCUGCGCUCUGUCCUUCUUGAUCCUGAGCAGUGGGAGACCCCUGAAGAAUUCAACCCAAAUCACUUUUUGGAUGAGGAUGGAAAUUUUGUGGCCAGAGAGGAAUAUCUUCCUUUUGGUGCAGGGGCUCGGGUGUGUCCGGGGGAACAGCUGUCGAGAAUUGAGAUCUUCAUCUUCUUGACCAGCCUGUUGAGGACUUUCCGUUUCCAGCUGCCAGAAGGAGUGAAAGAGCUCAACCAAGACCCUGUUGUAGGGCUUUCAGCAACCCCGCGUCCUUAUAAAAUCUGUGCUGUUCCACGCAGUAAUUCCCUCUAA
Molecule: messenger RNA, 1488 nt
Organism: Pogona vitticeps (central bearded dragon)
Lineage: Eukaryota; Metazoa; Chordata; Lepidosauria; Squamata; Agamidae
Source: RefSeq, a predicted model, not a curated record